ACAUCAGAAUCCUAAAAUGAGACAGAGAAAAAUAUGUGCAGACUUGCACAGUGCCAGUCGAUUGACUAAAGGAACACACAAGCUCUUUUGACUCUCUGUGUAGGUAAUAGCUACUUGCUUCUCUGGUUCUCCAGUUUGAGCUUCUCUUCUUUCCUUAGCAGAACUCAUGACUAGCUGGGAAAAUGGUACUGAUUCCAAGAACCUGGAGACUGUCAAACUUCCUCCCUUAGUUGUCUCGUAUAGAGAAGUUGGGACUGAGAAUAACUUCCCAAUGAACCUUGUCUGUCCUUAGAAAGGUGGAUCAAAUGUUAAUAAGGGUUGUCAGUUUAGAAAGGAAAGCCUCUGCCACCAGGAAAAUGAAAAUCAAAAUUGCAUCAAGAUUCCUUCUCACUCCAGUCAAAAUGUCUAGCCUUAAGAACUCAGACAGAAAAUGCUGGCAGCAGUGAAGCAGAGAAGGAACCCUUAGACAUUGCUGGUGGCAAUGCAAACUAGUGCAGCCACUGUAGAACUCAAUGGGAUGUUAUAGAAAGAAAUUAAAAGCACCAGGUGUUUCAUCCAUACUAAGGCCAUAACCAGAGAGUGAAAGCUUACGACAGAGAUGUCCGGAUGCCUGUGAUUCACUACUUCUUUAUAAUAGCCAAGGUAUGAAUCAGAGUAGGCAGCCAUCAGUGGAUGACGGAUGGAAGAAAUGUGUUAUACACACACACACAGCAGAGCAUUGUUUAGUGACAAAGAAGAAUGAAAUUGCAUUACAGGACAAUGUACGGAACCGAAUGGGAUCAUCAGUGGAACAGGCAGGCUCACCUAGAUAAGCAUCACAUAUUUUCUGUCAUGUGAAUGACAGAGUAAAAAAAGAGGUAUUCUAAGAGAUUUAGAAGAGAAAAGAGGGUAAAGUGAGAGGAGAUAAGGAAGGGUUAUAGGGGAGGCAGAUACAGCAUAUCAUUUACUACUAUGGAAAGUCAACAUAUAUCCUAUACAUUAUGACAAUAGCAUAACACAGCCCUUUCGUGGAAUUUAUAAAAGAAUAAAAGGUCUCUGUUCUUUUUCUAGCUUCACCACAGUAGCCACCAGUUUCUGUUUCCAUAAAAGUGAGGUUAAGAGUUCUCUUCAAUGACUUUCUGUCUAGACUAUUUCUUUGUGGGGAAAGUGGGGGAGACAGACGCCACAGAAGUCUUCUAUGUCCCUCAUUCUCAACUAUAAGUCUGCAGUCAUAGAUACCACUGCAGCAGAAGCUUCCUUGACAUUUACAAAAAGUGGCAGCACGGAUCAUGAACUUACACAUGGGUUUCUGGAAAUAGCACAGGUAUCAUAGACAUCCACAUGGCCUCCAGCAUCCAUCAGCAUGGACCACGAACCUCAGCAUGGUGUCUGGCAGCAGUUAAGAUCACAGACGUUACUACAAUCCUUGGCUACAGUCUGGACCCCUGGCACCAUUAUGGUCCUUGACCACAGCACAGGUCAUGGACAUUGGCGUGGCCUCCAGUGGCAACACAGGCCACAGACAUCAGCAUGACUUCAGGCAGCAGCACAGACCUUGGACAUAAAUAUGGCCUCCUGAGGGAGCACAGACCAAGAACACGAAAUGGUCUCCAGCAGCAGAAAAAGACUAUGAAGAAAGGGAUUUGUAUUGCUCUAACACUGCAGGAAAGUCAUUUUCUUUUGUGUUAUACAUUUUAAAAAAGAUAUGAUAUUAAGCUCUAUAAAUCAAACUUCCUGCCUUGUGCUGUUGGUGAUAUUUGAUGGUAAGAAUGGGGAGGAAGAGGAUAUUGCUUACCUAAAUGUCGCUUCCCACUCUGCUGGCCUAUUAUACCUUUGUUUGGCAUACUAAUGGUAAAUGGGGUGAAGAACAAGGUAAUGUUUACAAGAGAGAAGUUCAGAGAGCAAAUGUUAGCCUCAUCUUGCAGAGCCAGUUCCUACAGCCUGAGACCAGUGAACGAGGGAAGGAUUGGAUUUCACUAGAGCUAACAACAAGAAGGUUUUGUAAACGUGCCAAGUGCAAGGUUCACAUUUCCAGCCCCAGCUCAGUUAAUUUUUGCAAGAGGCACAUCAACGUUCACUCACUCUUCAGAUUCCCACUGAGCCUGCUGCCUCGGAAGGGUCUUUCGCCUCCCAGAAGUCCACUUUUACAACUACUUCCCGUGGAGACAGCUUUCUAGGCUAAAGUGUCCUCAUGGCUGUCACACUGCAAGGUGCACAAAUGCUGCAGAUACUGGAGAGAUCAUUGAGGAAGUAUCUUCCUGAAUCUUUAAAGGUUUAUGGGACUGUCUUUCACAUGAACCAUGGAAACCCAUUCAACCUAAAAGCUGUAGUUGACAAGUGGCCUGAUUUUAACACAGUGGUUGUUCGUCCUCAGGAACAGGACAUGGCAGAUGACCAUGAUUUCUACACCAAUACUUACCAAAUCUUCUCUAAAGAUCCCCAGAACUGUCAGGAAUUCCUGGACUCCCCAGAAGUAAUCAACUGGAAACAACAUUUGCAGAUUCAAAGUUCCCAGUCUCGCCUGAAUGAGGCAAUACAAAAUAUUGCAAACAUUCAGUCUUUCCAAGUCAACCGCUCAGAAAACAUCCUCUUUGUAACAGCAGAGACAAUCAAGAAACUGUUCCCUGACCUGCUGGAUCCAAAGAAUUUAUCUCCGGGUAAUGGCAAGCCCAAGGCCAUCAAUCAAGACAUGUUUAAACUUUCAUCCUUGGAUACCACCCAUGCUGCCUUGGUGAAUAAAUUCUGGCUUUUUGGUGGCAAUGAGCGGAGCCAUAGAUUCAUUGAACGCUGUUUAAAGAACUUCCCAAGUUGCUGUGUCCUGGGACCUGAGGGGACCCCUGCAUCCUGGACCCUAAUGGACCAAACUGGAGAGAUGCGAAUGGGAGGCACCAUGCCUGAGUAUCGAGACCAAGGUCUUGUCUCCUUUGUUGUCUAUUCACAAGACCAGAUUAUGAAGAAAUGUGGCUUUCCUGUUUAUUCUCACACAGACAAAAGCAAUAUUGCCAUGCAAAAAAUGAGUUACAAACUGCAACAUCUCCCCAUGCCCAGUGCCUGGAACCAAUGGAAGUGUGUGCCUAUGUGAAGCUAGCCUUGAACAUAAGAUGGUGUUGGGGGGGGGACCUGGGGAUGUAAUUGGAUGGCAAAGAAUAAAGGUGACCAAAAAGAGAGAAUAAAUGGAAACCAGACGCAAAGGAGUGGUGCUGUCUGUACUC
Messenger RNA from Microtus ochrogaster (prairie vole), 3191 nucleotides. RefSeq names its product glycine N-acyltransferase. Gene Ontology annotation, cellular component: mitochondrion. Lineage: Eukaryota; Metazoa; Chordata; Mammalia; Rodentia; Cricetidae. The record is from RefSeq and is a predicted model, not a curated record. Gene Ontology annotation, biological process: glycine metabolic process. Gene Ontology annotation, molecular function: glycine N-benzoyltransferase activity; glycine N-acyltransferase activity.